This is a messenger RNA of Paraphaeosphaeria sporulosa, 1239 nucleotides long. RefSeq lists its product as uncharacterized. The record is from RefSeq and is a predicted model, not a curated record. Bases 5 to 1141 code for a protein of 378 amino acids. The transcript has a single exon. Gene Ontology annotation, molecular function: DNA-binding transcription factor activity, RNA polymerase II-specific; zinc ion binding. Gene Ontology annotation, biological process: regulation of DNA-templated transcription. Lineage: Eukaryota; Fungi; Ascomycota; Dothideomycetes; Pleosporales; Didymosphaeriaceae.
CAUCAUGGUACGCAACCACACCCAGGAACUUCUCUCUGGGCCACGGCUCCGCAAUGCCUGUGAUCGAUGCCACACCCAAAAACUUCGCUGUCUCAAAUCUCAACAAGACGCCGCGUGCAUUCGCUGCUCGAAGUUUGGCUCUUCUUGCGUGUACAGCGCCCGAGCAACGCGGCGAUUUCCGAAGAAGAACCCCGAAAAUGUAUCCUCAAAUUCGACUUUGACGGCAGUCGUCUCUCCAAAGAUCAAGGACAGGACCUUUGAGCCAAACAGAUCCGAUUCGACCAUAUUAGCCCAUAAAUGGCUGGACCCUUCGGUUCUUCUUCAAGACACGCCACUCGGCAUUCCAAGCUGCGACCUCCUUGGCGCUGGAAGGUUCAGUGGUCCCUCCUUUAUUCCGAAUCAACAUGUAGAUGGAACGACCAAGAAGCUGUCCAACGCUUUGGUACCAAGUGCUCCACUCGACCUGACAUACCUCAACAACAAGCUCGUGGAACAUCAUGCGAACCUCUCCUCGGCUCUCCACGUGUCACCGCCAUCUGCUUUCGCACCAAAAGUAAUCGCGAUAGACCAAACCUUCACACUCACUCGGCGCUUCAUAGAUAUUAUCAAGGCAUGCAGCGUCCGUUCUGCCGGUCAAGCCACUGUCCUCCUCUUCCUGUCUUGCUACCAUCGUUUGGUGGAUAUUUACCAGAGCCUCUUCGAGAAGAUGGAAUUGUGCACUCACAACCCACACGCCAUUAUUCCCAAAGGAAUCACUCUGAACAUGCCAGCCACUCAGGUUGGCUCAUACAUUACCAAUGAUCUUUGGAGAACCGUCGAAGCCGUCGAAGCCCCGAUGACCACAUAUUCUACACAUUUCAUGCUGUUGCUGCUCCUUUGCACCAAUAUGUGCGAAGAGCUCCGCGAUGCCAUUGCUAAUCAGUGUGAUCAGAGUUUGGGCGGCGACGCGGCGUGGGAUCAUAAUUCGGUGUCAGAGCAAGAUUUUAUCCAUUUUGGCGCUCCCAUGAUAGAGUUGAGUGGAGACAAGGAUCAUUUUGAUCAAUCGGUCGAAAAUGCUUUGUGGAAUAGAUGGGCCGAGCUCUCAACGCAGAUUCAGACGACCAAAAGAGCGGCAAUGGCCUUUGCAAUUACAUGCUUAUAGACGAACGGCAGUGCCCUCGAAGGCACGUGGCACAUUGCUGUAGGCGCUGCAAGUCUCCAAUUUCUACUUCACUAGCACCCACCAAAUCAAGGUCCACG